Brenthis ino (lesser marbled fritillary) is the source of this 1218-nucleotide messenger RNA. The record is from the annotation of a GenBank genome assembly. Lineage: Eukaryota; Metazoa; Arthropoda; Insecta; Lepidoptera; Nymphalidae.
AUGAAUUUGAUGUUUCGAAAGAACUUCAGCACAGAGAAGACGGUGUCGAGCGGAGGGGGUGGGGGGAAAGCCAAAGGAGCGUUGGGAGCAGGCAGGAAUGCCAAACGACGUGAUCGUGACCGAUAUUCGUGCAUGGAGGAGCAUCAUUACAGGACACAUCUGUUCUUCUCAGCGCCUAGGGCCAGUACACAGUAUAAUGACGGCUCAGGUAACUCGGGAAAACGAUGUGGACCAGUCAUCGGUGGAGGAACGGGGUCGGAUCCCGAGCCCCCUCAGCCGUUGGUUACGAGGGACCCUUCGGUGUCCCUCAUGCGAUGGGACAAACCACCUUCAACGGAAAGAAGACGGACGGAGCCAGUAUCUUUGGCUACUUUGGAGAGAGACUGCUUCGUGAUACCUGCACACGCGCUAGACCGGUUCCUGCCUGAUGGCGUGCCGCUUCCUGUUCCUCCGCCGACGCCGGAGAAAGGGAUGACGACAAAAACCCAAAAUUCACUCAGCAUACUAGAAGUUGCCGAUCCAAAGCUUUGUAUAUUGGCGCAUUUAAUGAGCCCUUUAGAACCUAUAGAGCCUAUCCUAGAAUCUCCUCUUGCCAAACCUUUGACGAAACAGAAAACUGCCGCUAGUGAACUACUAAAUGACGUAGCCCACGCAAAUACAGCCGUAGGAGGCAUGUUGUUAGCUAACAUGGAAAAGAACGCGGAAUUCCCUUUCAUAGCUUAUUAUGUAAUAAAUACAACACAAACAGAUCCACUUUUGUUUUAUAAUAACAUGCGAAGUGCCUCAUUAAGCAAGUUUGAUCCGAAAGCUAUGAGAUAUUCAGCUGCGCAUACGUUAGAUCUGUACAGUGAAGUGGCCAUGAUCUGUCGGCCUCCGUUUAAUGAUCUCGCUGGUGGACCAAAAAAAUCCCAUACACCUACUACGGGGUUCAUUAUUAGUGUUUAUAAGGUAUUUGAAGGCGACGACGGAGAGCGUUUCGAAAGGAACUGGCUGUAUUGGACCGGAGCUCGCAUGUUAUACCGACAUCUACCACAUUCAGUGGGAAUGAGGAAAAUAGCUCUACACAAGUCCGUCGCAGCUCAUGGAGAUAAAAUGUAUCUAUUAGUGUGUGAAUGCGCAAAUUUAUUGGACGAUUUGUCCGGAGCUGCCAUGCUAGUGACGGCGUUGAGAGCAAGGUUAUGUGGUUAUACUGGCUUGUACAGACCGAUACAAACUUUC